UUUUGGCUCAAGAUCAGAUCAAGCAGGUCGGCGCAAGCUAUCUGAAGUACUGUUCACACGCCUACACACACUUGAUAAUCCCCGAUAGGGCGAGCCCAUGACGUUCAAGGGCAUCGCCUGCCUCGUGCUGGUCGCCAGCUCUGCCCUGCCGCUGCAGGCCCUGACGCUGCACGAUGCCGACGAGGCGCUGCUCCGGCGUGCCGGGCAGGGCGCCGCGGCGGGAGAGGCUGGCAGGCGCAGCGGUAUGAUAGACCUCCAGCACCUCGUUGACCAGCACGCCGCGUCCGAGGUCGAGCUUCACGCCCGUGCGGCCGAGACGUUCCGCAAGUUUGCCAGCAAGAUGGCCAAGAGCGGGUGCAACUACAAAGGGGGCCUGCUGCCGUGUCCCAACGGCCACAUCUGCCACUACACGGGGCAGAACGGCGUGAGGUCCAACGCGACUGUGGAGUACCGUGGGAACAUCAUCCGGACGGUCUUGUCCCCCGAUCCCGACCAGGGACUCGAUCAGCCAGACCUCGUAACAUUCAUGGGGGCCAGCACCGACGACGCUCCUGCAAUGCUGACGGAAGUGCCAGAGGAAUACAGGAGAACAGCGGACCCCGUGAUGUUGAAGAUGUUUUUUAUUGAGGAUACGGAUGAUGUGACCGAAGAGUGCCCUCAUGACAGUGAGCGCGUUGAGACCAUGGGCGACAGCACCGUGUCGUACACUAUUAACAGCAGCACUUUCUCGGUUGAAACACGAGAAGCGACCACCAACAAGUUCAUGGGCAUGUCGUUUGAUUUCGUCAGCGAGGCACCUGUGGGUCACACCCUGGCCUUCGAGAUCCCGGCUGGGACGCAGAUCGUUUGGGUCACCCGCGAAGAGAUGGUGCAGGUGCUGCAGACGCAGGAGUUGCCCGCAUCCGCCGAGGCACGGUUGGAGGCGCAAUUACGCAGGGUUUAUCAGUAUCCUGGCAGUGUCUAUCCUACACAUGGUAUUGACGACGUGCUAAUGCAGAAAGGAAGCAGGAGGCGCAGGCGCAGGCAGUCAGCGUGUUCAGACUCAGAGACAGGGGCGAUGAUCGGAGGUGGCGCCGCCGUAGGCGUGGGUUUCUUACUCUGUGCGUUUACUUUCAUUGGCUGCUUCGUGGGCGCGCCGUUCUUGGUAAUGGCCGGGACGACGUCCAUUACGAAUGGUGCUUGCAGCUGCUGGGCAAGCAGUACUGCGGGUCAGACCGCCUGUGGAUUGCGGUGAUGGGGCGAUGGCUGCCAGGGCGAUGGCGGUCUCCGGAGGCAACUGGCCGGCCGGCUGGCGACCAUUGGCUGGCGACCAGGAGCCUAGAUGCGGGGCGGAAGUGCGUAUUUCUGGCAGGCAGUACGGUCAGACUGAGGUAUGAGAUCGAGGUCGGCUCGGGGAGGGUACCCUAAUGUUCUUCGUGUCCGUUGGAUGUUCUUGUGUAUCCUGGGUGAGGGCACCCUCGGAUGUUUUUCAGUUUGGCAAGCGGUCUCAUUUGAUAUUUAUCUUUCCCCGGUCUGGCGGUAGUAUACUAUAGGGUUACUGCUCUGCAUGGUUUCCAGGAUCCGAGGGAAGCGGUGCUCUGGCGCCGCUUGGAACGCAGAGAGGCGACCAACCUUCUGCAGACCCACGGGAACCUGGGGCUCCAUUCACUUAAACUUGAGUUUGAAGUUUCCCUCCACGCGAGGAAGCUUCGCUCCAUUCCUAUUUCAGCAAGUUUCAGCCUUCUCGUCGUCCUUACCUUCCUCCUCCUCUUCCUCCUCUUCUUCUCUCUUCUCCCCGUCCUCCCUCGCCGCAUCCGUGUGCCUCCGCGGGGACGGGCAGCAGCGGGCAGAGAGGACAGGCAAUCGCGGGCGAGCGGGGGUGCGGAUGAAGGGACGACAGUGUGUAGGUUUUGAGACUUCUGACUUGGGCUCGCGCCAAUUCGCACUACUGUCAGUGGCUGUCUGUUGAACAGGGCUUCUGUGCAUCGCUCGCGCCAAUUUCACAAUUUUCCGUGGCUAUCCGUUAUCCAGGGCUUUGAGAUUUCUGUGCAAGGCUCGCGCCAACUAGCACCUCUUUCAGUGGCCUCUGAGACUUCUAUGCAUGGCCUGUGCCAAUUUGCACCCCUCUCAGCGGCUGUCUGGCAGAGUCUGGUUGCCACCGUCAUCGAUGGGAUCUUGCAGGCCGCUGCACAUAGAUCGGCGCCAUUCUCCCAGGCGACCAGAUCGGCCACCAGAUCGGCGACCAUGCACGGCCUUUUCGACCAGAUCGGCGACCAUGCACGGCCUUCUCGACGUCGACCAAGAUCGGCAUCGACACGAGCAUGUAAAAAGAAUGAAGGUCUGUCUGGCACCGUUUUGAGGCUGCUGCGUGGGUUCUAUCCCCCAGCAUGCUGGUGGUGCGGUCCACGGGGGCCGCUGGAUGGGGCCGUGCUCGGGAUCCCUUCCCGUGGGCGCGGCUCCGCGCCGCGAAAGCGCGCCCGCGCGCCGGGUUCCUCGCCCUUCCCCGCGGCGAGCUCGAUGCCGCGCGUGCGGGCGGCGGGCUCAAGAGGCGGGGGUCAAGGCAAACGGGGCUCAGCCAGAGCGCCGGAUCUUGCAGGAUCGUGCAGGGCCAGGGGCGCAUUGACCCGGGUUCGGGUGCAGGAUCCUGCAGGGUCCUGCAGGAUCCGGCAAGGCCCGAGUCCCCGAGGAGGGCGAUCAUGCUGUGCCCGAGCACGGCCGUCCUCCCCCUCGGCGCGGUCUCCGACGGCGUAGUCGUUUCGCUUCAAGCCAUUUUAUAAAGCAAGUAGAUCUCGUGGAUCAGCACGUCGGCUCUGAUGGCACCAUGAAGAAAGUUUAGCCCGCAAGUCUUCACAGCUUUUUCGCGGAUAUUCGGGACGAUCUUUGGGG
This is a messenger RNA of Prorocentrum cordatum, 2865 nucleotides long. The record is from the annotation of a GenBank genome assembly. Lineage: Eukaryota; Dinophyceae; Prorocentrales; Prorocentraceae.